AUGACCUUGAAACCGAGCACCCCUGAAAGAACAAAGGUUUUUGAUAGGCGAGCAAUCAACAGAAAGAUUCAACGAGAAAUGGGCCAGGACUACACAAGCGCCGUUGACUACUGCUUACAGCAAGGCAUCACUCCUGAUCAGGUCGGAAUGGUAGAGCCCCAGAGGUUUCAACUGCACGUUGUGGAACCAACAAAUCUACAAGAACCUUCGCUGAUUCCAUCGCUCUGUCCUCAUUUCCAGAGAUAUACGGCUGAAGCUGUCCUGGGCGUGGUUGCUGGUGGUGCAGGCCUUGCUAGCCUUGCCGUGCAAUUACUUGAGUGCAUCCAGAAGCUCCACAAUCUACAUGCGAACAUUCGCGACGCUCCCAUAGAAAUCCGUGAGAUUCUUGAUGAAGUCGAUCUCUUAGACAACGUUCUCACCAGCUAUCAUAGUCUUCCUGGAGCGGACUUUGAAGCCUGUUUGGCACCGACGCUGGUGCAGAAGCAAGCUCUGGGCUAUUGUUUCAAAGUCCUCGAGAUCCUCCGCAACAUCGCUUGUGAACUCGAGACCACGAUGCAAAAGUUCAAAUUCAAGGCGAUGGAUAAACUGGGCUAA
Messenger RNA from Cladophialophora bantiana CBS 173.52, 594 nucleotides. RefSeq lists its product as uncharacterized. The coding region runs from base 1 to 594 and encodes 197 amino acids. The record is from RefSeq and is a predicted model, not a curated record. NCBI's taxonomy places the organism in Eukaryota, Fungi, Ascomycota, Eurotiomycetes, Chaetothyriales, Herpotrichiellaceae. The transcript has 2 exons.